Messenger RNA from Funneliformis mosseae, 639 nucleotides. The record is from the annotation of a GenBank genome assembly. Lineage: Eukaryota; Fungi; Glomeromycota; Glomeromycetes; Glomerales; Glomeraceae.
AUGACAAAAUAUAAACGAGUUUCUCCUAAACUCAUUUCUAUUGGAUCUAUAGUAUCUCAACUUCACUAUGAUGCAUUUUUUUAUGAGUGGUGGUUAAUUAGUACUAAUACUAAUAAUAUUAAUGAACUUUAUCCAAUACGUGUUGGUUUAAGCAUUGUUAUUGAAUUAAAUAACAUUCAAUUUUACUUGAAAAUUAUUGAAGGUAACAAAAAUAAUACUUGUUUACCUGGAUAUCUUUGUCAAGCAAAUGGCAAAUCAAGUGAUAUUGAAGAAACAACAAGUGCUGCAUUAACAAACUUGUACCAACAAAUCUUUUCAACAAAAACAAAAUUUUCUGGACCGCGUAAGUUUGGAUUAGAUAAUCAAUCAAUUAUUCUUGAAUAUCUUUUAGAGGGUAUUAAUUUUUGGUUUUUUUUUGUUUAUUUUGACAAAUUUCAAAUUUUUGUAUAUAAUAUUGAAAGUUCAAGUCAGAAUGGUUAUGAAGGUGCGGGUUGUGGGUUUAUGUCAUCACUUAGCAUCAAGGGAAAAAGAAAGAUUUUUUAUGAACAAAAAAUAACUGAAAGUUUUUGUAUUGUUCGAGUAUUUGAAAAAUUUUAUGAGAAAGAAGUAUUCAAAGGAAAAACUCCCAAUGAUGUUUAG